Parastagonospora nodorum SN15 is the source of this 1389-nucleotide messenger RNA. RefSeq lists its product as hypothetical. The transcript is spliced from 4 exons. Bases 1 to 1389 code for a protein of 462 amino acids. Lineage: Eukaryota; Fungi; Ascomycota; Dothideomycetes; Pleosporales; Phaeosphaeriaceae. The record is from RefSeq and is a predicted model, not a curated record.
AUGCGGUCGCUGAGGUCCAAGUUCGUGUCCGCCUGUGCGCUCAGCAUCGCCUCUGUCACUGCCGCUGUCCUACCUAGCCGCGCCGCGGACGUUCCUCGACCGGACGGAAAGCUCCUGCACUACGAAUUUCAACACGACUACGCGCAAGCUACCUUCAGUGUCCCCUGCAACGGCUGUCUUGGCUCAGCACAUGACACGGACCAGGAUGACGAGUCUCUCGUUUUGAGGUUCACAAGUCAUGCCCAAGACGAAGCCUGCGGUUCUUCUAACAUCACCUUGAAUGGAGUGCAGCUGUCUCAAGAGUGGAACGGCGACUUCGCUACUGGCUCAGGCUCAUACACCGCUGGAGGUACUACCGACGCUACACAGGAUGACCUUUCUCUACAACGCGACUUGGAUCUUGAGUGGAACUCUGCCUGUCUUCACGGUGACGAGGAGACAGACGAAGCAGCACAGGUCCUGACAGUCAGCAUCAAAGCCAUCGACGGCAAAGCCCUUAUCAUCCCCUCUGGAUUUACAGUCUCUUUCAAGCAGCAAACAUCACCUCCCUCUUUGCUCAGGUUCGAGUCUGUUCCCGACCGCUCUGCAAGUGACAAAGACGUAGCACAAUACUGGCGUAAUCCGCCUGCACACCUUCGUCUCGUCGCCAACGGAACCCUAGUCACACAAGACAGUACUGUCCUUGAGCAGUCACUAGAGAACGACCUCCGCGAGUUAAGAGAGCUUCAAGCAGAGCUUCGAAAACUCCAGCAGGCGAUUGCAAACAAGAAGGAUCGCAUCAACUCACAGCUUCGGAAAGAGGUCAGUAGCCUCACGGACGAGAUCAACGAGUGUGAAGGUCUCGCCUGUAUAUUCAAGGCCAUUGCGCACAAAGCUCAAGGUGCCUUGAAAGACGCUGUUGAGCGUUGCAAGUCCAAGCAAAUCAACGACAUGGGUCGCCCAAGCCUGGACCUCUACGCGCCGGCCCACAUCAAUGCGGUGCAAAAGUCUGGUGGCUCAAUCAAAGUUGAGACAAUAAAUGUGCAACCGUACGAGGAAGCUACCGAUGAACUGCCACCACGUCCUACCAAGACAUCGCCGUACAUCAUCGCUCUCGAGCAUACCGUCGUGCAGCCCGACAGCACGCCUGGCGCAACUGGUGGCGCGGCAAUUGGCGAAAAGACCCAAGAACGCAUCGAAGACUACGAAGAGAAGCGCUCCCUCAUCCAGUCGCAAGAGAGCGUCCUCGAAGACGCUAUGCAAGCCGAAAUCCGCCAACUGCGCGCUGCUCACGACGUAGUCAACGACCUCGUCCGCGGCGCCGAAGAAGGCAGGGCCCCGUGUAACUGCCAUCACACAUACCCGCCCUCCCUGGCGUCGACAUACCCGCCCACCGUCAUGUCGUCAUGA